AUGACUUAUGUUGAAAAUUUCCGAAAUACCUUGGUAGUCGAUAUUCUCGAAGCCUUUGGGCUCGUGAAAUUGUCGAGCAACUUUGCUCCUCAACCGGAAACGCAACCUCAGCUUCAAGCUACUCUAUCUAAUACUUCAGUUUUGUUGGAUAAAAAUGGUGAAGAUAACAAUAGCAGCGAGAUUCCUGUUGGCUUUAGUAAUGCUGAAAUGACCACCGAGGUGGCUGUUGAUGCGGAAAAGAAGGUGGAAUCAAAUGGUAUCCCUGGACUGUUUACACCAUCUGAAGAGCGGCCAGAACCCGUUGAUCCGUUUCUUGUAGAUUGGAAUGGUCCUAAUGAUCCAGAGCACCCUCAUAACUGGCCAAGAUGGAAGAGAGCCAUGGUGGUAUUUCAGGUCAUGCUUUUGUCCUGUGUUACUUACAUGGGUUCGUCUAUUUAUACCCCAGGUCAACUUGCAAUUCAAGAAGAGUUUGGUGUGGGUCAUGUUGUUGCUACUCUAAACUUGUCUAUUUAUGUGCUAGGAUAUGGUUUGGGUCCCAUGAUAUUUUCGCCGUUGUCUGAGGAAGCUACUUUUGGUAGAAACAUCAUCUACAUGGUCACUUUGUUUCUCUUCUUCAUUCUUCAAAUUCCCGCUGCAUUGGCUACCAAUAUUGGUGGCCUAAUCGUUGUAAGAUUCAUCACCGGUGUGUUGUCUUCUCCUGCCAUUAGUACUGGUGGUGCUACUUUAGGUGAUAUUGUCUCCAGCAGUCAUACUCUUCCAAGACUGAUUGGAGCUUGGGCUUGUGGAGCCGUCGCUGCGCCAGGUAAGUUUCUCUGUCGAUAA
This is a messenger RNA of Sugiyamaella lignohabitans, 822 nucleotides long. RefSeq names its product Flr1p (gene FLR1). Bases 1 to 822 code for a protein of 273 amino acids. The transcript has a single exon. Lineage: Eukaryota; Fungi; Ascomycota; Dipodascomycetes; Dipodascales; Trichomonascaceae. The record is from RefSeq and is a predicted model, not a curated record. Gene Ontology annotation, molecular function: fluconazole transmembrane transporter activity. Gene Ontology annotation, biological process: xenobiotic detoxification by transmembrane export across the plasma membrane.